UAAAAGUCUAAUUUGAAAAUUAUUAAACUAAUAUAAUUAAUAUUGGCCCUUAUGAAGUAGGAGUUAUUUUUAAUUUAAUAUAAAGUUUCUUAUAAAAUGACUGAAUUACUACUGGACCCUAAUAUUCGAGUUUGGGUGUUUCUGCCCAUUGUAAUAAUCACUUUCCUUGUUGGAAUUGUAAGACAUUAUGUUUCGAUUAUUUUAUCAUCUCAGAAGAAAAUCGAAUUGUUGCAAGUCCAAGACAGCCAAGUCAUGAUCAGAGCUCGUUUGCUGCGUGAGAAUGGCAAAUAUUUGCCACGACAGUCCUUUGCUAUGCGUCGGCAUUUUUUUAACAAUGAAGAUACUGGAUACUUCAAAGUACAGAAAAGAGCUGCAGCUUCACAGAAUCCAAUGACUGACCCUGGAAUGAUGACUGACAUGCUGAAAGGGAAUGUAACCAAUGUACUGCCAAUGAUUGUUAUUGGAGGCUGGAUCAACUGGAUGUUCAGCGGUUUUCUUACAACCAAGGUACCAUUCCCAUUGACUCUAAGAUUCAAACCAAUGCUGCAACGUGGAGUGGAGUUAGCAUAUCUUGAUGCAUCCUGGGUGUCUUCUGCUUCCUGGUAUUUCCUCAAUGUUUUUGGUUUACGUACCAUAUACACACUUGUAUUGGGUGAAAAUAAUGCUGCUGAUCAGUCAAAGGUGAUGCAAGAACAAAUGUCUGGUGCAGCGAUGGCGAUGCCUCCAGACCCGAAAGCUGCAUUCAAAGCAGAGUGGGAGGCUCUAGAGAUCACUGAACAUUGUUGGUCUCUUGCUAACGUUGAAAACGAUUUACUCGCUACUGAUAGUAAAUGUCUGUAAAUGUGUUUAACCCUUUCACUGCCACUCUUCCUUCUACUUGUCUAGUGAAAGAAUGAGCAUUGAUUGUGUUAUCCAUUUUGUAGUAAGCUAAAACUUUUAAAUAUUUAUGUUAAUAUAGUAAAAUGGGUAAUAAAGUUAAUUUAAUCUUUA
This is a messenger RNA of Papilio polytes (common Mormon), 990 nucleotides long. RefSeq names its product ER membrane protein complex subunit 3 (gene EMC3). The transcript is spliced from 5 exons. Lineage: Eukaryota; Metazoa; Arthropoda; Insecta; Lepidoptera; Papilionidae. The record is from RefSeq and is a predicted model, not a curated record. Gene Ontology annotation, cellular component: membrane; EMC complex. Bases 97 to 840 code for a protein of 247 amino acids. Gene Ontology annotation, biological process: protein folding in endoplasmic reticulum.